Molecule: messenger RNA, 906 nt
Organism: Echinostoma caproni
Lineage: Eukaryota; Metazoa; Platyhelminthes; Trematoda; Plagiorchiida; Echinostomatidae
Source: the annotation of a GenBank genome assembly
AUGAUGUUACAGGAAAGCUUCAACCUCAAAGGUGUCCAGAAAUCAAUCGGUGGAAGUUCUAUGCAUAAACCCGUUGUCAGUCGUUCGAAGUCGCACGACGAGCGGAGUCAUAUGAACGUCCCAUCGACAACAAAUUAUUUCUCCAAAUGUAAAAGUCAGUCAACUUGUGUGCGACCUACCGUUCGACGUUAUUCCAUCUCUGAAGCAUUUGCCUACAAUGCCAGGCGCCUGACUACUUGUAUUCGAAAAUGUGUGCUGAAUAGCGCCACCUUACUGCAUGAAGAUAUGUACGGACUCCCGUGGAACCUGCGACCAUUGUAUCGGGAUGGAUGUCAACAUCACAACAAAAAUGGGCGAUCGAAAUUGGACACUGCGACCCCGGAAACCGAUCAGCGUUCGCGAUUCUACAAGCUGGAUAAGCCCGCCAGUGAGCAGUUGUACUCAGUUUACCAAUCUAUGGAAAACCGAUUUGAAAGCUGUUCCAGUGAGCAACAUAGUAAAAAGAAUCGGACAUCAAAGAAAGAUUCCACUCCGAAACCCGAUUACGCAACUGAUAAGAUUGCGGAUGGUAAUUUGCACUCUUUGAACUCUUGUAUUUCGACGGAGCAAAAAAGGCGUAGAAACGGCACUUUGGAUUGUCCUGAUCCAGCGCUUUUGGAAGAAAGUGGCACGCAGAUGGAGUACAACAUUAAUAAUAAAGACCAUGGUGUCACAUUGCGUGUGAUUUUUGUGCCUCCAGCUGGUGGUUGUUCCACAUCAAGUUCCAGAAUCCCUCGCCAAUCAGGUUUAAACAGUCCUGUCCUCUGCCGUUUAUCGAAGCAGUCCCUGCAAGGAUUCACAGAUUAUGAGCUGGUGUUGAGAAGAACCAGUUACCCUAAGGAUCCACAUGUGAUUAUUUUCCCAUAA